UAACAAUCUUAUAGCCCCUUGGGUAAAACAGUCACGAAGAGCUCGCUGUAGUUGCCACCAAACCAAUGGGGAGCCUGGGAAGAGUUGGAGACAUGGCGAAAGAUCUGUCGUCGCUUCUCUUUGGGGGAGGAGGGCUACCUUUAACUACACUGACUCACUAAGAAGCGACUUUCAGCUUUCAUUUCUCCAUCAUCUGCAAACCCUAGUCCUCGUCUCCUUUCUGAAAUAAAUCCCUAAUUUUCUCUUUAUAGUUCAUUCCACUCCGUCAGAAGCCUCUUAAGGUCUCUCUUCUCUGCAACUGUCAACCGACCGCCGGAUGCUGUGCUCCAUCUGAGGAAUUGAUCUGAUGUAAGCGCUCUCGCUUCGAAUUUCUGGGCACUUUUCCGUUUCAAAUUACGGUUAGGAUCGAAUUGAAGCACUGAAAAGUGAAAACUUUCAUUUUUUGACCCCUAUUAGCUUUCGUACAUGGCGAAAGAAUUCAAUGUCCCGCCCGUAGUGUUUCCUUCCGGCGGGAAUCCCGGGAGCGUUCCGCAGCAGCGGCGAGUCCCAACGGCGCCGUUCCAGCCGCCUCGCCCUGCAAACCCUAACCUCCCCUUUAUGUCAUUUGAUAUUGGAUCUGCCCCUCCACCGACAUCCUUCUCGGCUCCUGUUUUUGGCGCAACUGGUGUAGGAAUUGGUUCUAACUUCGAGGACGAGCCGCCUCUACUUGAAGAGCUUGGAAUCAAUACUCGCCAAAUCUGGAGGAAGACUGUAUCGAUCUUGAACCCUUUCAGAGUAAACGCCAAUCUCCAUGAAGAUGCUGAUUUAUCAGGUCCAUUUAUCUUCCUUAUGGGUUUCGGUCUCUUUCAAUUGCUCGCUGGGAAGAUCCAUUUCGGCGUUAUCUUGGGUUGGGUCACGUUUGCCUCUCUUUUCCUCUACGUUGUAUUCAAUAUGUUGGCGGGUCGCAAUGGGAAUUUGGAUCUCUACCGUUGUUUGAGUCUCCUUGGUUACUGUAUGCUGCCAAUAGUGAUCUUUUCGGCGUUAUCCUUGUUUAUUCCGCAAGGAGGAGUUGUUGCAUUUUCCAUGGCGGCUGUUUUUGUGCUUUGGUCGACGAGGGUCUGCACACGUCUUCUGGUUGAGCUUGCUUCUUGUGGGGAUGAGCAUCGGGGUUUGAUAGCUUAUGCGUGUUUUUUGAUCUAUACAUUGUUUUCUCUGUUAGUUAUAUUUUAAACGGGACUGAUGUUAAGUGCUAGGAACUGAAUUCCCUCAUUGGGAGUUCCAUUUCUUAUAGCUGUAACUCUUUACCUUUAGCAUUCAUUUUCACUCUGUUUUGCUUUCUUUGUAAAGCCUGCAUGAAUUUUGGGUCUCACAUGGAAUGAUGGAAAUGAAACUCAUUCAUCAAUUCAACAUUCUUGGUGGCUUAGCAA
Messenger RNA from Nelumbo nucifera (sacred lotus), 1406 nucleotides. Lineage: Eukaryota; Viridiplantae; Streptophyta; Magnoliopsida; Proteales; Nelumbonaceae. The record is from RefSeq and is a predicted model, not a curated record.